AUGAAAAAGAAUCAUGUUCAUUCAUAUCUUUAUGCUCAUUCUCAUAACAAUGCUCCCGCAUACACCUAUGAUCACUCUUGUGCAUAUUUUUAUGCUCACACAUGUGAGGCUCCUAGAGCUAAGACUUAUCGAUCUUAUGUUCACGUAUCCCAUAGGCUUCAAUGUGUUUAUUCCAUGAGAUAUGGUCACAAGAGUAUUGAUUGCUAUGUUAGAAAGGUACCAAAGGAAACCGUGGUGAAUAAAACCAAAUGGUAUGUCGAUAGCAGUUCUUCUAGGCACCUGACCGGCCAGAUCUCCAACUUCACCCAAUUGGAACAUAAAAAAUUGGGAAAUGUCACGUUCGGUGAUGAUGCCAAAGGUCAACAUGUGGGGAUAGGAAAGAUAGGUAAUUCUUCUUCUUCUUCUAUAGAAAAUGCGUGGCUUGUAAAUGGUCUAAAACAUAAUCUUUUGAGUGUAAGUCAAUUUUGUGACAAGGACUAUAAUGUCAACUUCAAUUCCAAGGCUUGCUAUGCUAUCCAACCAAUGGAUAACACGGUUAUCUUCAAAGGAAAUCGAAGGAAAAAUACUUACAUAAUUGAUUUGGAUACGCUUGAAAAUCGGGAUGGCAAGUGCUUACUAUCACUUAGCGAUGAGUCUUGGUUGUGGCACCGUCGACUUGGUCAUGCUAGUUUAGACCUAUUAAAUGAGGUUAGCAAGGAUUAUCUUGUCAAAGGUGCCCAAGAUAAAUUUUUCAAAAGACAAAGUGUUUGGACCUUGUCAAAUGGGAAAACAACACAAGUCUUCUUUUAA
This is a messenger RNA of Mercurialis annua (annual mercury), 789 nucleotides long. RefSeq lists its product as uncharacterized. The transcript has 2 exons. NCBI's taxonomy places the organism in Eukaryota, Viridiplantae, Streptophyta, Magnoliopsida, Malpighiales, Euphorbiaceae. The coding region runs from base 1 to 789 and encodes 262 amino acids. The record is from RefSeq and is a predicted model, not a curated record.